Messenger RNA from Coregonus clupeaformis (lake whitefish), 3680 nucleotides. Its product is annotated as zinc finger protein 585A. The transcript has 7 exons. The coding region runs from base 230 to 3220 and encodes 996 amino acids. Gene Ontology annotation, cellular component: shelterin complex. Gene Ontology annotation, molecular function: telomeric repeat DNA binding; DNA-binding transcription factor activity; RNA polymerase II cis-regulatory region sequence-specific DNA binding. NCBI's taxonomy places the organism in Eukaryota, Metazoa, Chordata, Actinopteri, Salmoniformes, Salmonidae. Gene Ontology annotation, biological process: regulation of transcription by RNA polymerase II; telomere capping; regulation of telomere maintenance via telomere lengthening. The record is from RefSeq and is a predicted model, not a curated record.
GUUUACGGAAGACAAGAGGCGACCACCUGUGCUAAUUAGCUGCCGAACACCUGUGUGUACGUGUAACUCGGGAAGUGUAGUUUCGUCAGUUUGGUGGUAACUAUAGCUGUAUGGAUCUGUGCAGAGCUGCUACAAUGGACCUCUUCCACUGUCGUCUUUGCGUCUUUUUGUUCCUCCACUGCGUCUAGUGUCUGCAGCUCUGUGGCAAGUUGUUCAGCGGAGAGACAUAAUGGACUAUGGCUUGGUGGAGGAGUUUGUCACCACUGUGUUGGAGGUAGUUCCUGAUCUGAUGAGUUACAGAGAGCGAGUCCAACUCAUCAUGGGGCUGCGAGCACAGCUGGUUCUGGAGUUGUGUCAUACAGAUCAGCUAGCUGACCCCAAGACCAUCCAGCCACACCUGAACAGGAUGAGGACCUGUAUCAUCACUCUUAGGAAAAAUGAGACUCCUGAUCCAGAGGUGGAGGCAUCAAAAUCCAACUUCCUGAAGCUGAUUCAAAGCCUGCUGGAAGACCCAGUUAAGAGGGAACACUUCUUCCAGAACGUUUUUCUAGAGGAAUUCGGACCCAAGUAUGACUCCACACUGCAGAGUCUGGUGUGGGAGUUCCUGUCUAGGCUGGAGAAGCUGCUUCCAACACCAACCCUUCAUCAGACUGCAUCAUGGUUCCUACCUGACCACUCUGUUCUAGAGGAGUGCGUGCAGUCAGUGUGUCACCCUGAGUCAUUGAAGACCCUUCUCCAGUACCACAAGCCAUAUAGACAUCUGGACACCAAUGCUCUAUCUUCGGGUGACAACCACAUCCUCUCCUCGCUGUCGCUCCUAGAAACAGUUGAGAUCUUUGAAACAGAGAUCCAAUCAGAACCUAUGCAGGGGUUUAUGAACAUUCAAAGCUCUGCUUCAUCUGACAACGAGUUUGAAAUGAACAGACAUUUUCACCAACCUCAAACUGACAGUGGGCUGAAAAUCCAAGGAAACCAUCACAGCAGCCAACUGGAAGUGCAGGACAGUUCUAGUUUGUCUACUUCCUGUCUGUUCCUUCAGCCCACAGUGCUGCUGCACAGACUUGACAUUACUGAUAUGCUGUUACCUGUCUCCUCUCCGACAUUGAGGAUAAAGAGUGUACCUCAGUAUUCUUUGACGCCUGACCCAUCCUAUACAAUGGGGCAGUGUAACAGAAGCAAGCGUGUGAAAAUGUGCUCCUUAUGUGGGAAGACUUUUAUUGAAGCAGAAGAUUUGAUGGCACACAUGAGAUCUCACACUGAGCAGAGUCCUUACCAGUGUACCCAGUGUUUGCAAAGCUUUGAACAUCAGGAGGACUUACAGAAACAUCAACAGAUUGGGUGUGAGGUGGCACCUCAACCAGAUGCGGACAACAUGUCUACGGCAUCUUUUGAAGAGGAUAACAUGUCUACAACAUCUUUUGAGGAAGGGAUAGAGAUAUCCAAGCCCCAUGGCACUUCACCCCUGAGCCCAAUAACUUCCAAAGUUCGUCCCACUCCAAGACAGUCCUCCAAAUCCAGAACAUGUCACGUGUGUCACAAGACUUUCUAUACUGUAUAUUCAAUGAGAAAGCACCUGAUUUUCAAACAUGAUCAGCUCAUUUACCAGUGCCACGACUGUGGAGAACAUUUCAAGAGAAAGUUUAAUUUGAGGGAACAUAAGGCAGAGUGCCAUCCCACUCUGUCCUCCAAAGCCAGGACAUGCCGUUUGUGUAACAAGACUUUCGGCAGCCCAUAUUUAAUGAGAAAGCACCUCAAAUCCCAACAUGAUCAGCUCCCUUACCAGUGCCGUGAUUGUGAAGAAAAUUUUAAGAGGAAAUGUCAUUUGAAGGAACAUAAAAAAAAGUGCCCCACUAUGUUUUCCUGCCUCAGCUGUGGAGAAAAGUUUGAGGAAAGGUGUAAUUUGAAGGAGCAUAAAAAAGAGUGCUUGGUGGUGAAAAAGCUAUUCUCUUGCUCUCUCUGCAAGAAGACUUUCAUUGAAGCAAGGGGGUUGACAGCACACAUGAGAUCUCAUGAGAAAAGGUCUAAUUUGAAAGAGCAUAAAGCGUGCUUAGCUGCAAAGAGGCUUCACUCUUGCUCGAUGUGUAAUAAAGCAUUCAUUAAAGUACAAGAUUUGAAAGCACACUGGAGAUCUCACACUUACCAGUGCAUGCAGUGUUUGCAAAGCUUUGAACAUCAGGAGAACUUACAGAAACAUCUGCAGUAUGUGCGUGAGGAGGCAGCUCAACUAGAACAGGAUAACACAUUUAGACCAUCUUUUGAGGAGGAGAUAGAGACAUCCCAGCCCCACAACACUUCCAAUGUUCGUCGCAAUCAAAGAUACUCUUUCAGAGCCAGAACAUGCCGUCUGUGUCACAAGACUUUCAACAGUAUAGCUUUAAUGCGAACGCACCUGAAUUCCAAACAUGCUCAGCUCCCUUACCAAUGCCUCCACUGUGGAGAAAAUUUCAAGAAGAAGAUUAAUUUGAAAGAACAUAGGAAAGAGCGCCAUCCCACUCCAAGUCUCCAACCCAAGGAGUCCAUCAAAGCCAGAACAUGCCGCUUGUGUCACAAUACUUUUGACAGUACAUUUUUUAUGAGAAAGCACCUCAAAUCCCAACAUGGUCAGCUCCCUUACCAGUGCCUGGGCUGUGGAGAAAAUUUCAUAAAGAACUCUCAUUUGAGGGAGCAUAAAAAAGAGUGUUUUCAGAGACCACAGCAAGACUUGAGGGAGUCAAGUGAGGGAGUCGAUCCAAACCAGCACCCAAGGGAUGUUAAUGUUGCAGAUGGCAGCGGCUCUCUGGCAACAAGGGAGAUUGAGACAGAGAUUCCGCAGUCCCACAGCUCUUUAAACCUUAUAACCACCAAUACACCCUCCACUCAGAAACCCUAUCUUUGUGAAAUAUGUGGUAAGGAUUUCCUAAUGCUGUUUCGAAUGAAAGAACAUAUCAGAGCACACACAGGAGAGCGCCCUUUCCCUUGCAGAGACUGUGGCAAAGGUUUUAGCAGAAGGCGGAGUCUGAAGCGCCAUCGAUUGAUUCAUACAGAAGGUCGGCCAUUCCUUUGCACAGACUGUGGCAAACGUUUUACUACAGAGGGCAGUCUGAAAUCCCAUAGACAGAUUCAUACAGGAGAACGGCCAUUUGCAUGCACUUUAUGCAAGUUACGCUAUCUCACAAAAAAACACCUGCAAAGACAUAUGAAAAAACAUUGUUUUAAAACAAAAACAAAUUACACCGUGUGAUGCGCAAAGUUUUUUUUACAGUGAGUAGUUGGUUGAGUCCAGCUUUUGUGUGUACAUUUUCUUGUUUAAGUAACCCAGCCUGAGACCUGAAGACUUGGUUUCACAAGGUGAUGCGCAGGCUUAAGCUCAGCAGGUUAACACAGUCUUGUGGUGCACAGGAGACCUGGUCUCGAAUCCAGUAAGUUACACCAGCAACCUCUUCUCACCAUAUUUUUCUACUGAAUUUACUUUUAGUACUGCAAUGGAAAUUGACUUUUAUUUUGACUCAUUAUUAUGAUGAAUGUGUUGUUUUAGAUUGUAUUCCUUGUGGAGAAUUGAUUGGUGUUUAUCCUGUGCUUCAAGUCAAUUAAGCAUAUUCUGUGUGGUAUUAGUCAUGCCACAUGUAAUUUUCAGUGGUGUAAAGUACUUAAGUAAAAAUACUUUAAAGUACUACUUAAGUCGUUUUUUUGGGUAUCUAUAC